Oppiella nova is the source of this 837-nucleotide messenger RNA. The record is from the annotation of a GenBank genome assembly. NCBI's taxonomy places the organism in Eukaryota, Metazoa, Arthropoda, Arachnida, Sarcoptiformes, Oppiidae.
AUGUCGACCAUCACCGCGGAUCAGUUGUCGGCCAUCGGGCGAGUGCUCAACGACGCCAACCGACCCAUAGGACAGCGAUUCCGGGCGUUGUUUACCUUAAGAAACAUCGGCGGCACCGGUAGUGUCGACCAGAUCUGCGAGUGUCUGCUGGCGGACGAGUCGGCGCUUCUGAAGCACGAGUGCGCCUACUGUUUGGGUCAGAUCCAGGACACGCACGCCAUCCCUGUCCUCAACCGAGUGCUCGCCAACACCGCAGAGCACCCGAUGGUCAGACACGAGGCGGCGGAAGCGCUGGGAGCUAUCGGUGACCGGCAAUCGCUGGACGUCCUAAAGGUACGUAUCGAUUGUGUGGACCUUUCGGUGACUUCUGUGGCUAAUUGUCUGUCUUCUUAUGUCCAGAAAUACUUGAACGACAGCAACAAAUCCGUGUCCGAGACGUGUUCACUAGCGAUACAACGGAUUGAGUACUUGUCGGAUGAGACCAAAGAGCGGGUGAUGGACACAUCUGUGCCAUUCAAGUCGGUAGAUCCGGUGCCAGCCGUCCGGUGCGAUGAGACAGACAUCGGCAAACUGGAGGCGCUGCUGACGGACGCCAACAAUGACCUGUUCUCGCGAUACCGAGCGAUGUUUGCCUUAAGAAACCUGAAUACGGAUGCGUCGGCCCGAGCGCUGGCCAAUGGGCUCCAGUGCCCCGACUCGGCCCUAUUCAGGCACGAAGUGGCCUACGUUUUGGGUCAGAUGCAGAAGCCGUGUACUGUCGCCCAAUUGGCCGCCAAUUUGGCUGAUUUUGGCGAGAAUGAGAUGGUUAGACACGAGUGCGCCGAGGCGUUGGGCAAU